AUGGCGGCUUGCUCUCUCUUGCUUUUCCCUGCGCUUGCGCUGGCAUCGAUUACGAUUCAGGAUCCCUCCAAUGUGAUCAAUCCUGAUCUGUGGAAAGCCGAUAAUGCUAUCGUCCCUGACUACAACGUUGCAUUCCCUUCGGUUCAGCCUUCUGCUAUCAAGGCGACACACACAGUUAAGGGAAAGACCUCCAGCGCGAACCACGUUACUUGGUCUGCUACCGCGAACGACACCAGUGUUCUUCUCGUUUCGGAGGGUGGAUCUUUCACUGGCUCAUACAUUGACUUUGAAAAGAGCGGAUACUCUUCCAACCUGGAUGAUGCCAGUUUCUGGGGCUUCAAUGCUGCAAUCAACGUGGCCAAUGCCUCCACCGCCGUUUUCGACAACGUCAAUGUGACCGUUCACAACGGUGCUGCUCAGUUUUACGCCUAUGGAACUGACUCUGUCAUCCAGGUCAGCAACUCCUGGCUAUACUCCUCUGGCCCAGUUAGCCACGGUCUAUACGCCUCCGGCAAUGGAACCAUCAUUGGCCACAAUGUCCAGGUCUACUCUGGUGGCAAGCGCUCCUCGAGUUUCUCGGGAGAUUCCCCUGCGGGAUACAUCUACGUCUACGACAGUGUCGCACACGCAGCCGGUAUCGGCUCUGCUAGCUUCUAUGCCCUCGGCGAGAUCCACGCCACUAACGUGGUCAGUCUGUCCGAGAACGGACCCGUAGUCUUCUCGGAUGGUGCUCAGACCAUUAACCUGGUGGACUGCGACUGCACUGCGGGUCUUCUCGGUGGUGUUGCUAUGUUCAGCAGCUCUAUCAUCGAGAGUGGAGCGAAGUUGAACUUGACCAACACCAAGUUCACUACCACUGGCAAGGAAAUGCCGGGUCUGUGGUUCGGAAAUAUCAUUGCUGAGGCAACUUUGGCCAACUCGCAACUUGUCACUGAAUCCGGAAUCCUCGCUGUCGCCAAUUACUCUCAGAUCACCCAGGACUUCGAUUACUAUGCCGGAUACGUUGAUAAUAACGACCUGUCCCCUGCGGAGGUGACCAUUUCCAUCACUGAGUCCGAUCUGACUGGUGAUCUUGUCGCAUACAAUGGAAGCUCCAUCGCUUGGUCUCUGGCGGAUUACAGCACUUGGACUGGUGCCGCCUACUCUGGAUACGGAGACGCUACUUUUGGUGUCACUCUCGAUGCUACCAGUACCUGGACUUUGACUGCGGAUACCACUCUCCAGAACUUCACUGACUCUGAGACCAGCUUGAAGAACAUUCACAGCCAGGGACACACUCUGUACUACAACUCUACUGUGAACACUUGGUUGGAGGGAAAGACUGUUAGCCUCUCUGGCGGCGGUUCGGCCAAGCCUAUCUCUUCGACCUCUGGAAAGGGAAAGUCUGGAAAGUCUGGAAAGUCCUCGGUUCGCGGAGGUAGCAAGAACUAA
This is a messenger RNA of Penicillium verhagenii, 1431 nucleotides long. RefSeq lists its product as uncharacterized. Lineage: Eukaryota; Fungi; Ascomycota; Eurotiomycetes; Eurotiales; Aspergillaceae. The record is from RefSeq and is a predicted model, not a curated record. The transcript has 3 exons. Bases 1 to 1431 code for a protein of 476 amino acids.